AGGAAGUGCAACCAAUAUGGAAAACUAUUCAAACACAUUGAUGUUACUAUCUCAAUUAUUUCUUAUUUGGCUGUAUUUGCCUUGCUUCUGUUGUUUGCAAAUGCAUAUUUAAAGAAUACGCACAAGUGUGUUGGUCAUGUUUCACCGGAUCUAUACAGUCUACGCCAGCUUCGCUGGUUAGCUUAGCAAAUCGUGUCCAGUGAAGCCUUCCCUGGAUAUUUACCGGGCCGGUGUACUGUUGGUCCUCAGCGGGCUUGACAGACGUGAGCAUGUCCGGUGACCUCGCUGGAGUGUGGGAGGUUGCACUGAGCGAUGGAGUCCACAGGAUCGAGUUCGAACAUGGCACGACCACCGGGAAGCGGGUGAUAUACGUAGAUGGAAAGGAGGUGCUGAGGCGAGACUGGAUGUUCAAACUGGUGGGGAAGGAGACUUUCAGUGUGGGCAAAUUAGACACUAAAGCAACCAUCAACAUUGAUGCAGUCAGCGGGUUUGCCUAUGAAUACACCUUGGAGAUCAACGGGAAAAGCUUAAAGAAGUACAUGGAGAACAGGUCAAAAGUCACAAGCACCUGGCUGCUUAACCUGGAUGGAGACGAUUUGAGGGUGGUCUUAGAGAAAGACACCAUGGAUGUUUGGUGUAAUGGGCAAAAGAUUGAGACAGCUGGUGAGUUUGUGGAUGACGGCACAGAAACCCACUUCACUCUCGGUGACCAUAAUUGUUGCGUGAAGGCCGUGAGCAGCGGGAAACGACGCGAUGGCAUCAUUCACACACUUCUAGUGGAUGGCGCGGAGAUUGCUGAAUGCACAGAGUGACUUUGUGUUGCUUUUUAAAAAAUUUUUUUAUCCAAGAACCACAAAUGUUUUACACUGUUGUGAUCACAGAUUACCUGACUUAAGUGUUUUAUGUCCUAAAUAGCUGCCAAGAGAUACGAGAUGCUGUCGUGUAACAAAGUCUAAGGACCUGCUGUCUGAACUCUUUUGAAAACACUGCAAAAACAUGAUUGUACUGGAAUUGUGAAAUCGUAAAAAAAACAUUGACAGAAUAUUGUGCCAUACGUAUUUAAUCUUAUUUCACCUGGAUCUAUUUUUCUGUAAUUUGUAACAAGAACAAGUGGCAUCUACGUUAUGCUCUGUCCAUGUAUCUGUUGUUGAUUAUAAUCAUCUGUUGCCCCUUCAUACUCUCACUCUGAUCGAUUCCAAUAAUGAGUUUUUAGGACUAAUUACCAGGGUACAAACAAUUCCUUGGAUUUUGCCAAUCCCAAUAAGUCAGUGGUUCUCAAUUAUUUUCUGUCAUGCCCCCACUGGGGGACAGAAAUAUUUUCACGGCCCCCCGAUUUGAAAUGCUACUGAGAAACUGAUAUCGAUUUAUUUAUUUAUCUGUACUUUACAAAAUGAACUCGAAACUGAAACCAGCGAAAUGCAACAAAAUGGAGAGCAGUGACGCAUACAAGCGUAUUCAAGAGUCAAAUUGCAUACAGAGUACAACAAAUUCAUACAUGUUGGCAAUAAGUGCACUGCUGUUUCUAGAAUUAAGCCAUGUUCAGGUGUUGGUGUGACCGUUCAGUUUGUAAAUGUUUUUUUAGGUAACUGCAGUAAAUGUAAAAGCAUAAAACUUGUUAGUAAACCUUAUGCUAUCAUUUUCAUUUCUGUAAUUUUCAGCAACAGCCGUGUUGUGUGAAUGAUAGGUACUUUACUAAUUUAUAAGAUUACAGUGGACUUCACUUUAUAAAAUGGAUUUAAAAGAGAAGAGAAGUCCAUACUUUGUAAGUAUGUCAUACAGUAUAUUGUGGUUGUUUUUCCAAGUUCCAUUUCUGUGAAGUAGAGAAGUGCAAAAUGAUUGAAUGUUAUUUCUUACGUACUGUAGCAAAACAAUAAAAAAGUAAA
Messenger RNA from Dunckerocampus dactyliophorus (ringed pipefish), 1883 nucleotides. RefSeq names its product Fas apoptotic inhibitory molecule a (gene faima). Gene Ontology annotation, biological process: positive regulation of neurogenesis; canonical NF-kappaB signal transduction; negative regulation of extrinsic apoptotic signaling pathway via death domain receptors. Bases 270 to 812 code for a protein of 180 amino acids. NCBI's taxonomy places the organism in Eukaryota, Metazoa, Chordata, Actinopteri, Syngnathiformes, Syngnathidae. The transcript has 4 exons. The record is from RefSeq and is a predicted model, not a curated record.